Messenger RNA from Scutellospora calospora, 3780 nucleotides. The record is from the annotation of a GenBank genome assembly. NCBI's taxonomy places the organism in Eukaryota, Fungi, Glomeromycota, Glomeromycetes, Diversisporales, Gigasporaceae.
AUGUUAACCGGCUUCCAUGAUAACAAAGGGGAUGAAAUCAACGUGGUAGACUUAAUUAAAAAUUAUGACUGGUCAUCAACUUGUCUCGGCUCUAUGGAUUCAUGGGAACCUUCGCUUAGGACCGCUUUGGCAUCAGAUUUAUCAUUAAUUAUAAUUAACUUAAGACUCAAAGCAACCAGAAAAGGCAUAAUUCAUAAUGAUCUUGCCCUUCAAAGUGCUCAUGAUGAAUUAGAACAUUAUACUAGUUUUUUUACAAGCCCAAUUUAUAAAGAAGAUGGGUCACUUUGGGCUAUGUCGAUUGUGAACUUUACUACAACUCAUGAAGUUUUACUUAAUAGAAGGUUAAAAAUUCUUGGAGAUUUAAGGAAUAGAAUUAAUGUAUUAUAUGAAAAUAAUAAAGAUAUCAAUUUCGCAUUGUUUUACCGUGUUGAUAACAAGAAAUUAAGUUCCGGUUUUCGACCUUGUUCUGCUCGUCUAACAGCCUCCACGUUUAAUAAUAAUAUUUGUGACAGUAUAUCUGAUAAAUUAUUAGAAACUUCUGAAAUAAUUGAUCUAAGCAAAAAUGAGGAUGAAAAUUAUAACGAAUAUAUAGAAAUAAAGAAGGCAAUGAUAUCUCAUUUAUUUUUGAAAUGUAAAUCUUGGCCGAUUCAUCUUGUGAUAAAACAAGAUAUGCAUAUAAAAGUUCUUUUAAAAGAUGGAUCUCAAGCUGUAUUAUUUCCGGUUAAAUCUCCAUAUGAAGGAUAUCAAAGUUUAUUAGCUGUCUUAAUAUGUGGUAUUAAUCCAUGUUAUCCACUUGAUGAGAAAUAUAUGGAAUUUUUACAAUUAAUUGUAAAUCAUGUUAGCUUAACAUUAACACGAUGUAUAUUAAGAAAAGAGGAAGAAGAACAUAUAAAAAUGUUGGAUGAUUUAAACCGUCAAAAAGUCAUGUUUUUCCAAAACGUUGGUCAUGAACUACUCACACCGUUAACAUUAAUACUUUUGCCGCUUGAUGAAGCAAUUAAUUCAUGCAUGCAAGAAACGAUUAUUCAUUUACACCUUCAAACUAUUCAACGUAACACUUAUCGAUUACUCAAACUAGUAAACAAUUUGCAUCAGUUUUCGAUCGUUGAAAGUGGUCAAUUAGAACCACAUUAUUGUGAAACUGAUAUAGCAAAAUUUACUUCUGAAUUAGCAGCUAAUUUUAAUGAAAUAGCUAAAAAGCUAAACUUAGAUUAUAUUAUAGAUAUUCCAAAUCCAGAUGAGUUUAAAAAGGCAUUAGGCAAUAAAGUUUAUCUUGAUCAUGACAUUACUUGCACUGUUAAAGGUUCAAAUGCAUUUAAGAAUACUUGGAAUGGACAAAUCUGUGUUUGCUUGUAUAUUGAACAGGAAGAUGAAAGAAAUACAAUAAUUCUUGAAGUGUCAGAUACAGGUGUUGGUAUUUCUGAAAGUGAUAUUCCAAAAUUAUUCCAGCGGUUUCAGCGCGUAGGAUCUCAACGAUCGCGUAGCUACGAAGGUAGCGGGGUUGGUCUUGCUCUUGUAAAAGAGCUUGUUAAAUAUCAUGGUGGAAAUAUUACGGCAACCUCAAAACUUGGCCGAGGAACAACAUUUAAAUGCCGGUUUCUAACAGGAUUUGAGCAUUUACCAAGGAAAAAUGUUUAUAUUAAUAAAAAAGUAGAUGAAUUGAAUCAAGAACAGAAAUUGUACACAAAAAAACAACUAUAUUUAGAAGAAAAUUUGCAAUGGUCACAAAGCAAUGAACCUACAACUAAAAAAGAGUUAUUAAUUCCAGAAUCAAUAGAUGAUAGGUCUGUGAUUGCUAAGACGGUGAAACAUAAAGUUUUACUUGUUGAGGAUAAUUUAGACAUGAAAAAUUAUCUGGAAGAAUUAUUAAGAAAAGAGUUUGAAGUUUAUUGUGCUUACGAUGGCUACGAUGCUAUGAUGCUUUUAGCAAAACUACCUAAACAGCCAGAUUUAAUUCUUAGUGAUAUCAUGAUGCCAAAUAUGGAUGGGUAUACACUAUUAAAUAAACUAAGAUCUAAUCCAACGACACAAUUAAUUCCGGUGAUCUUAUUAACUGCAAGGGCUGAUGAAUUUUCAGGAUUAGAUUAUGGUGCAAACGACUACAUAGUAAAGCCAUUUAGUUCACGGGAAUUAAUCGCUCGUAUAAACACUAAUAUUGAAAUUUCACAACUUCGCUGUCAAUUAAUAUCUCUACAUUGUAAGCAAGAAGAAGUCAAACAAUUAUUAAUUUCAAUUUCAAGUAAUAUUCUUUCCGGAUUGGAUUUAAAAGAAAUGCUUCCAAAAACUGUUGAAGAUAUCCACCAACUAUUACCAUGCGAUAGUGUAUUUGUUAUUUCUGAUAAUCCAUUCGAACUUAAAAGCCGUACAAUAAUUGCAGUAAGUGAUUACUGUGGUUUAGUUUACUUAACACCUAAAAAUUCUAAUAUGCAACAAACGAUGACAAAUCAGCAAAAAUUUUCAAAUUAUAAUGAUAAGGAAUUUAAAGUAGAGGUCUUACCUAAUACAUAUUGUUUUGAUUUUGGCAAACAAGUCUCUAUGAUAUCUGCAAAGAUAAAAGUUAAUAAUGGAGAUUUGAUGUGGAUAAAGGCACAUAGAGCACCGAAUUCUACUUGGCUUGAUUCAGAAAUUGAUUUAUUUCAACAAAUAUCAAAUCAAAUGAAUUUAAUGUUUAAUUAUAAAUCAUCAUUAGAUGACAUAUUUGUGAGGGAAGUACAAAUAGAAGCAAUUAAAGCUGCUAAUAAUGUUAAGAGUUUGAUAUUAGCCAAUGUUUCUCAUGAGUUACGAACACCACUAGGAGCAAUUAUUGGUAUCACUUCUUCUUUUGAAAAUGAAUUAUCGACCAUUCAGCAAAAAGAAAUGGCUAAAAUAUUAUUAAAUGUUUCUGACUCAGUAUUAUCUAUGGUUAAUAAUUUUCUCAACGAAGCAAAAUUAGAAAAACAUAAAAAUACAUCAAUAACUUUUAAUUUAUUGGAUUUAUUUGAAGAUACAAUUGAACUAUUUAGUGAAGGGGUUGGUAAUAAACAAGUAGAAUUAAUUUUGAAUUACGAAUCAGAUACUUUGCCGCGAUAUGUUAAAAGUGAACCUGAAAGAAUCAAAUUUACCAAAGAAGGUGAAAUAAUUUUGCAAGUCUCAUUAAAAACACAGAGUAUUUCAUACGAAAAAUUUGGAAGUGAAAUAGCUAAAAAAGCAACAUUGUUAGUUGAAUUAAGUGAUACUGGUAUUGGUUCUGAAUUCAUAAACAAUAUUUGGAAAGGUAACUUUAAUGUUAACGGAACAGGAUUUGGAUUAAUGACAUGUAAAAAACUAGUAGAUAUUAAUGGUGGUGAAAUAGGUGUAGAAAGCCAAUUAGGUAAAGGAAGUAAAUUUUGGUUUGCGUGGAAUGUUGAAAUAACACCAGCUGGACAAAGUAGUUUAGAACGAUCUUAUAACUUACUUAAUACGCUAGUUGAUGAGCCAAUUAAUCGUGUAUUAUUGAUUUAUCCAUCUAAAAAUGCAAGAAAUGCAAUAGUAAAUUAUUUUAAACAUAGUAUAUCGGUCGAUUUAUAUGAUACAUAUGAUCAAGGAAUUAAAGCAGCAAAAUAUUACAAAGCAACAUAUAAUCAGACACCUUAUGGCACAAUUUUUAUCGAUCUUUAUGAAAUUAAUGAAGAUGAAAUUUUAAAAGCCGCGCUAGAAUUAAGAGAAAUAAAUGGCGAUAAUUCAUUAAUAAUUUUUAUCGCAUUUUCAAACACGAAUAGGAGAACUUUAGUCAAAAAAUUGAUCAAUAAAAUUAGUGGAAAG